AUGCUUGAAGAACUCCAGGGCCUUGACGAAGAACGUUGUGAUCACCUGGUUACUAAAAAUUGGCUUGAGCAAUCAGAGGAAGAUCCUUUAGUCUACAAUGAAGGAAACUUUGACGAUCAAAACUCACCAAAAUGCAUCAUGGACCGAGUCUCUGUUGAUCGGGAGGCUGAACAAUUUAUUUUAAGAAGGAACGAAGAACGGCGUCUCAAGAAUUUGGCUAACGGGCUUCUAGACAACAAAUCACACGACAGUGACGGUGAGAGCCAGGAAGAGGAGAGUCUUGCAGAACUGGAAGACGAAGAGCCUAGUAGCAGAACCCGGUUUGAGGCUGGACGCAGUAGAUCUGGGAGAAGAGUCACCAGAUAUCUUCUUUAA
This is a messenger RNA of Porites evermanni, 375 nucleotides long. Lineage: Eukaryota; Metazoa; Cnidaria; Anthozoa; Scleractinia; Poritidae. The record is from the annotation of a GenBank genome assembly.